Molecule: messenger RNA, 974 nt
Organism: Drosophila ananassae
Lineage: Eukaryota; Metazoa; Arthropoda; Insecta; Diptera; Drosophilidae
Exons: 1
Coding region: 111-941 (276 amino acids)
Source: RefSeq, a predicted model, not a curated record
CCCCUUUUCUGGCAUUUCUCUAAAGACUAAAAUCCCAGUCACAUCUUGUUGUAGUAUCCUUUGAAGUAUUUUUGAUUUGUAAAUAAUUUAUUAAAACCCUCUGAGAGCCAAUGGCACCUCGUGUUCCCUAUACGUGGCGUUUGCCAGACUUUCCCGGCGAUGGCAGUGACCUGAAGUGGAUCGAUCCCAGCCUGCUGGUCAUCUGCCAGAAUGGUAAUGUGGAAGCCGCUGUCCAGCCCCUGUUGCAGACUCUCAAGCAACCGUUUGCCCCACGUCUGGUGGCCAGUGUCUUCUGUCAUGAGACGAUGCGGGAGCCUUUUAAGAAACAGGUUGUGGCUUCCAUGGAGCUACUGCAUCGUCAUGCUGGGAAUCAUUCGCAGUAUAAGAAGGCCUGCCGGAUGAUCGAAUGCCUGAACGCGGAGAUCAUCUGUAUUUUGUAUCCGGACUUCAUUGGCUUCCAUUGGCAGCGGGCCGCCAGUUCGCCGGUCAUCGUCUGUGAGUUCGACCAUAGCUUCUUUGGCGGCAAGAAACCCACCUCGAUCGUAACUCUCCACACUUUUCGUAAUGUCCAGGAGCUACCGGGUCUUAUGGCCCGGGAACGUAUACCGUUCGUAAGUGCCGCCGUCUGGUGUCCCAAAAUGUCGGCCGCUUACGAGACGGCUUUCAAACUCGGCUUGGACGUGGUCUACAUCAAUUGUGAUUCGAUACCGUUGGGACCGAUCAUGGAGUUCUUUUUGGCCAAGCAGCCGCACGUUAUCCUGGCCAAUUACCAUCACUAUGAGGUGGUGCGUCAUGGGGACAACCACCGACUCAUCGUCUUUCCGGCCGUUGUCCUUUGGCGACCGCCCGAGCCACAGCCGCCCCAGCAGCCACAGCUGCCAGAACCACCCACAAAGGAAAAGACAGACCAGGACAAGGGUGAACAAAUUCCAGAGUCCUAGACCCGAGUGUGAAUAAAAUUUUGUAUUAUUUUU